ACAAUAAUUGUAAUCAUAAUAACUUUAACGUUACCAAUUAACAAUAAAUUUAUACAUGAAUUGUUAAAAUGUCGUGUUAAUCAUUUCUGAUGAAAUUUUACUAGAUUACGUACAUGUACAGAGUGCGAUACAGGAUAUAGUUUAUUUAUAUAUUGUAGUUUAUGAUCUUCCUCAAUAAAAUUACUUUUUUCCGAGUUUUCACGAUUGUCUUAAUGGCGAUGACACAUUAUAUAAUUACAAAUGAUAUCUGGAAUUAAUAAAAAUGACAUAUUGUAUUGCAUUAACAUAAGCAUUGUCGUGUCAUGAAGUGACUUUGCCAAGAAAAAAUGCUGAUAAUGAACACUCGGAAAAAAUCUAUUCAUUAGAUAGAUACUUUCGAUAUCACUGCAUUUAUCGAACAAAUGGUUAUACUGACAGAUUAUCGUGGCAUUCACGCAAGAUAAGAUCAAUUUUAACCAACUUAAUGAAUUAUCUAAAUACUAGUUGAUUUUCAACCAUUUGUGCGUUAAACGCUCAAGUACGAACAAUCGAUCUGUGAUUAUUUGAACUUUGAUUCGUAAAUUGCCAUCCAUCCCAGAAAACACACUCUAAACGACAUAAUAAAGUUUCUAUCUUAUACAAUCGCAUCAAGUGAACUACAAUUGAAAGUUACGUUGAAGCAAAAUUUUACCACUCGAGUGUGAAAGAGAAACAGGAAGAUGCAUUUUCUGUGCUUGAAAAGAAGUACCCGACAGAAUUUCAAUGAACAAGAGUUCAAUCAACGAAACUUUGACGCUUAUUAUCGACAGUUGUCCCAGCAAAGGAAACACGGUGUCAUCGGCGAAAUAAACGUGUCCACCAGUACACCGAUCCCCGUUUUCAAGAAAGAUGAAAAGACGAAAAAACUGAUAAAGAACGCGAUUUUAAGCAACAAGUUCCUCGAAGAUCUCGAUGAGUCGCGAAUAGAGAAAUUUAUUUCGAUAAUGUACCCAGAAGAAGUAAAAGUCAACACACGGGUCAUUCGCGAAGGUGAAACUGGAUCCCAUUUGUACGUUUCGGAAGAGGGAACCUUCGAAAUUUACGUAGGUAACACGUAUUACGGAAGCUUUGGCCCUGGCGUCGCUUUUGGAGAAUUGGCCUUGUUGUAUAAUACCAAGAGACAGAGUUCAAUCCAUGCGAGUACAAAUGGAAAAUUAUGGGUGUUAGAGAGAUACGCGUUUCAAGCGAUAAUGUUGAAAAGCAACGAAGAAUCCUUGGAGCAGAAUUUAAAAAUUCUCCGUCAGAUUGAUAUCUUCAGAGACCUACCGGAGGAAAUUCUUCUGAAAAUAUGCGAUCUUAUAAUGGUGGAAUUUUAUCCGGCAAACACGUACGUGGUUCGGGAAGGAGAAAGGGGGGAUAAGUUCUACAUUAUAAACAGUGGAAGCGUGAGGAUCACGAAGAAUAACUCAAGUGGCAUGGAAGAGGAACUAAUGAUCCUUGAAAAGGGUGACUACUUCGGUGAAAAAGCACUGUACUCCGAGGAAUUUCGUCGGCAAGCGAAUGCCAUCGCAAUGGCUCCUGGACUGGAAUGUUACACUAUUGAGAAAAAAGAGUUUCUAGAUUAUCUCGGUGAAUUGGAUUCGAUCAAAAAUAAAAAUUGGUCAGCAUAUCAGAGUGUGAUCGAAACGGAUGAAUGGGACGAUGAAUUUAAAAAGAUAACUCUGUCUGAUAUUGAAUCUGAAGGAAUACUCGGAACUGGGGGCUACGGCAGAGUGGAACUGGUUGUUGUGAAAUCGAUGCCUAAUAUUAGUUUUGCCAGAAAAAAGGUGGAGAAGCAUAUGAUCACGCAAGGUGGCUUUCAGAAAAUGAUUUACAAUGAGAAAAAUAAUUUGAAACUGUGUAAUUCACUGUUUACCUGCAAAUUAUACAAAACCUUUAAAGACAAACGAUACCUAUAUUUCCUAUUGGAAGCGUGUUUAGGAGGAGAUUUAAGAACAGCCUUAUAUAGACAUGGUCAAUUCAAUAAUUCAACAACUCGAUUCAUCAUCGCUUGUGUCAUAGAAGGUAUUCGACAUCUCCAUUCACUGGGCAUCAUCUACAGAGAUCUAAAACCUGAGAACAUCGUGAUCGACAGUCGAGGCUACGCGAAACUUACUGAUUUUGGAUCCAGUAAAAAGAUUGGUCCUUACAAGACAAAGACUUUUAUGGGUACACCAGAAUAUUUGGCUCCAGAAAUCAUUCAGAGUAAACUUUAUGAUCAAGCUGUCGACUAUUGGGCUCUUGGGAUUCUUACGUACGAAAUGUUAACAAAUCGAACACCUUUUCAAGAUGUAAAUGAUAUCGAAGUGUAUAAAAAUAUUCUUCGUGGUUUUAAAGACGUAGUUGUACCAUCCAUUAUUAAAAGCGCGGCAAAGAGUUUCAUCAAAUCUCUAUUACAAGAUGAUCCAUAUAAAAGACUCGGCUGUUUACGAUACGGUGUUGCCGAUAUUCAUAAUCACAAGUGGUUCCAUCACUUUAAUUGGCAAGAAUUACAAAAUCAAACAAUACUUUCCCCUAUUGUACCAACGGUGAAAAAUCAUCUUGAUUUAAGGAAUUUCGAUAAAUAUCCUCCAAAUCACAAAGCGGUACCGGCUGAUUUGUCCGACUGGGAUACAAAUUUCUAACAACCAAUGUUGUACAAUUAACUUUUUUGUAUAUAUAUAUUAGGUUAGGUUUAGAUUCUACUAUUAUUUGAUGCACUAUCCCUCCAUUUUUAUUU
This is a messenger RNA of Frieseomelitta varia, 2716 nucleotides long. Its product is annotated as cGMP-dependent protein kinase 1-like. The transcript is spliced from 11 exons. The coding region runs from base 699 to 2621 and encodes 640 amino acids. Gene Ontology annotation, biological process: protein phosphorylation. The record is from RefSeq and is a predicted model, not a curated record. NCBI's taxonomy places the organism in Eukaryota, Metazoa, Arthropoda, Insecta, Hymenoptera, Apidae. Gene Ontology annotation, molecular function: ATP binding; cGMP-dependent protein kinase activity.